AUGCCAUAUAUGCCUGAUAAUGUGUCGAUAAUUUCAUUACUGUCAGACUCUUCUGAUGACGAAGACCCAGAUAUCAUGACAGUGAUAUCAGGUAAGAAAUCGGAUAGAAUGGCAACAUACAAAUCAGCACGAAGAUCACUGCGAUUAAACUAUAUUAAUAACAACAACACAAUAACGAAAAACACAUAUUCCCAGAAACCAUUUGAUUCAAAAAAACCAUUUGAUAUUAAAAUACCAUCAGUGUUUAAAUAUGAAGCAAAUAAAAUACACAAGAUAAAUACUAGAAAUGAAAAUAUUAAACAAGAAAUCAACAAAGAAGAACAAGAAUUGAAAGAAAAAUACGAAAAAUUACAACAGAUCAAAGCAAGAUUAGUGAUGGAAUUAAAUGAUAAUGGAUCAGAUGGGCUUCUCAAAUAUGAUGCCAAUGAGAAUUCGCUGUAUAUUGAUAGUCUUAUAAGACAGGAAAUCAAUGAUAUGGAUAAAGUUAGGAGGAAUUUCUAUUUUUUAAAAAAUGUGGAAGAAAUGAUAUUUGAUUUUGGUGGAAACUUUGAUUAUAUCCCCCAAUCGUUAUUAUUUUUGAUUGCUAGAGACCCUAUAACAGCUUAUAAUACCAGUACAAUUAUAAAAUCCGAUUUAAGAAAAUUUAUUAUGAGAGCAUUGAGUACUGUGUUAAAUCCACAGCAUUUAAUAUCGAUAAUUGAGAUGAUUAAAAAUAUCGAGCAGAAUGUGUUUACAUUUGACGAAUUAGUUGACUUUACGAAUAAAUUUGGAGGAGAAACCAAAUUAUUUCACGAAAAUAAAAUGCCAUUGAAGAUCAAUAUGUUUAAUAAUCAUUUACGAAUGCAAUUAUUGAGACUAACAUUACUAUUCAAUGGCUAUUUGAUUGGAGAUAAUGAGGAACAGAAUCUAGCAGGCUUUUUGAAAUUGUUUUUCUACGUUGUGUCGGAUUACAAUGCCAACAAAAGGGAAUAUACUACAUUAGAAUACUUCACAGUGAGUAUUUUCACUCAAUUAGUCAGGAAAUAUCACAAGCCCGAUAAUAAUGAAUUUGUUUUACUAUUAUUCAAAUACAUAUCGGGGAUUGAAACAUCUAACUAUGGAAAUGCUCAAGAAACCGAUACUACGAAGAGUCUCGAGCUUUGUUUCAAUUUUGUGAGGUUGUUGAAUGUCGCCUUUACUCGUAACAAUGAUACUAACAUUACUGAUAUCAUCUACAAAUUGAAUAUUAUGCUGAUCUCGAACGCAAGUUCCCUUGAUCAAUCUAUACCUGAACUAGUGAAUGAUCUUGUUUCAUACAUCAAAUUAACAGAUAUUGAUUUGAAAUUCUGUUACAAAAUCAAAGCAUUAAUUUUUAUACUUAAUGGGAAUUAUAUGGUGAAUCAAUCUCGAGAUACACUUAACCAAAUCAAGGAAGAUAUUAUGGAAUUGAAAAAAAUAUUUUAUUCAUCCAUGAAAAAAUUAACAACUGCAACUGAAAAUCUUGAUUUAGUGAUGAUGGUUCAAGAUGCUUUUCAUCAAUUAGAGUAUUUGAAUAAUAUGAUAGAAAGUUUUCAACACGAGGAUUUAUUUUAUAAUGAUAUAUAG
This is a messenger RNA of Candida albicans SC5314, 1584 nucleotides long. RefSeq lists its product as uncharacterized. NCBI's taxonomy places the organism in Eukaryota, Fungi, Ascomycota, Pichiomycetes, Serinales, Debaryomycetaceae. The record is from RefSeq and is a predicted model, not a curated record. The transcript has a single exon. The coding region runs from base 1 to 1584 and encodes 527 amino acids.